Messenger RNA from Triticum turgidum subsp. durum (durum wheat), 585 nucleotides. Lineage: Eukaryota; Viridiplantae; Streptophyta; Magnoliopsida; Poales; Poaceae. The record is from the annotation of a GenBank genome assembly.
AUGGAGAAGGAACGCAUGGAGCCGGAGACUAUUACGUCUGUGCAUGUGAUGAUAGAUUAUCUCUGGGGUCUAGAUAUUAAAAAGCGGCUACAUGUGCUCACCUUUUGGUGGUUGUGGUGGUUAAAUGGGAACAAACUCAAAGAAGGAAAAAUGCCUCUUGCGGCUGCAGAAGUGGCUAGAUGGACCAGGAGCAAUGUUCUCGAAUAUCUGCACAUCUUCGGGGAAGCAGCUGACAAGGCAACCCCAGAGAGAUGGCGACCUUCGGUGGAGUCUGAUUAUAAGAUAAAUGUGGACGGCUCUUUUGUUCCUGGUCAGCACCACGCCGGGUGGGGAGUCGCAGUAAGAUCAAAAGAGCGCAUCCUGCUAUGUGCUCGGGCAGGGAGGAGUGACAACGUAAGCGAUGCUUUUGUUGCUGAAGCCGUAGCUAUGUCCCACGCGAUCAAUAGGGCUGUCGACCUUGGUCUGGUACAAGUAGAGCUUGAGACGGACUCGCAACUACUGGCUGAGGCGUUGGACUUGCGCAAGGUGGAUUCUUUGGCGUACGCAGCUGUGAUCAAGGACAUGAAAUACCAAUUGAAGCUCUGA